This is a messenger RNA of Sphenostylis stenocarpa, 177 nucleotides long. NCBI's taxonomy places the organism in Eukaryota, Viridiplantae, Streptophyta, Magnoliopsida, Fabales, Fabaceae. The record is from the annotation of a GenBank genome assembly.
AUGAUGGCUGCUGUAAUUGUAAUUGUAAAUGACGCAAAAGGAGGAAGGAACAUAGCUUCCAUAUUUGACUCAUCGCACAUCUACUCGUACAAGGAAGAAGGGUUGGUGGACAACAACGAGAAAACUGCAAGUUUGGAGGAAUGUAUCUGUGGCAGAAUUUUACGGGUGAAAUCUUGA